AUGCUUGGCGCUGUGGUUGGGCUUGCCCUAUCACUUUUGGCUAUGCCUGUUUCUCCGGAAAUCAUCGGCUUGGAAACGAAAUCGCUUCGAGGAGGAGAUAAGCUAAAACCACCAUCUCAUCCUCUGCGACUAUAUGCGAUGCGUUUCUGUCCAUGGAGCGAGCGAGUUUUGAUCUAUCUUGCCAAAAAGAAUAUCAGAAAAACUUAUGUUCAAAGCUUGAAUUGUUCUAGCGUUGAAGUCGUGAAUGUAAAUCUCUCUGAUAAACCAUCAUUUCUCAAGGAGAAGAAUCCCGAUGAAAGAGUGCCAAUUUUGGAAGAUAAUGGCAAAAUACUCCUUGACUCAGCGCUGAUUUGUGAAUAUCUUGAUUGGACUAGACCCGAGGUGCUCAUCCUUCCAGACGACCCUUAUUUGAGAGCCAAACAAAGAAUGAUCGCCGGAAACUUAGAAGCGAAGAUGCCAUCAGCAGUUCGAGCCAUAGUCGAAGGACAAAGGGUACCGUCAGAGCAGGAAGCAGCACGAAGAGCUGUGGAUGAAGCUUUCGAAGUAGCCGAACGGUUGCUCAAUGGAACCUAUUUUGGUGGUUCGUUUCUUAGACAAAAGUAG
Cylicostephanus goldi is the source of this 603-nucleotide messenger RNA. Lineage: Eukaryota; Metazoa; Nematoda; Chromadorea; Rhabditida; Strongylidae. The record is from the annotation of a GenBank genome assembly.